CCCAGUAGCUGCUGCUGCUGCUGGGGUGGAAAUACCGACUUUUCUCAUGAGAACCUCUAUUAGUCUUUAAAACGUAAACUUCACCAUGACCAACAAAGUGACCCCUCUCCUUUUCAAGGCGCUGCUGCAGAUGUCUGAAGCACAUUACUCAAAAGGUGUACGAGGGACCGGUAAAAUAACAAACAUCAGACACUUGUGGGGCUCCUGUGGGGCCCUGGCUGCGAGAAGGACCAGCAUGCCUCUCUGCCCCGCCACCCCCCUCAGCACACCCAGCCGCAGCUUCAUUAACCUGGCUGCUCUCAUCAGCGCUCGCAGGAUGGAGUACACUGAGUGCCGGACAUUAGGGUUUACUCCAGAGCAGAUGUAUGAUGUGGCAGCCAGUGUGGACCAGUACCAGCACUUUGUUCCCUGGUGCAAGAAGUCUCGUGUCACAAGGAAACAAAAUGGUGACGUCCAGGCGGAUCUCGAAAUAGGUUUCCCCCCCAUCGUGGAGCGCUACACCUCUGAAGUCACCGUCAUCCCAAAUCACCAAGUCAGGGCCGUGUGUACUAAUGGAUCCCUCUUCAGCCAUCUGGAAACAAUAUGGAGGUUUGCCCCUGGAGCCAAAGACCUACCAGCCUCCUGCAAAGUCUAUUUCUAUGUGUCAUUUGAGUUCAAGUCUCUCCUGCACUCUCAGCUGGCCGGCGUGUUCUUUGAUGAAGUGGUUAAACAGAUGGUCAAGGCCUUUGAGUCACGAGCAUCAACUCUUUACAGGAGCCAGCAGGGGGCGCCAUUGAGGAGCCGGUCAACAUGAGGCGUUUGUCCUCCCAUAUCAUCCACAUCCCCUUCAAAGCCUGCUCUUGCUGUUAAAACAUGUCCUACAAAGAAGUCACAGAAGGCUGGAUCUUCUUUAUUUUGCACACAGUCUUAAACUUACAUUUACAUGCACAUUGAACAUACUUAAAAACAUUAUUUAUAAUUAUAAGCCAGUCACAAGCUAAUUUAUUUAUUUUUUCUUGUUAAAUUGUGGAUUUACAAACAAGUGACAACUGAUCAGCGCAGAAACAACAAGUGUUGAGCUAUUAUUUGUUUGUGGAAAUAAAAAGCUCUUAUAUUGGUUA
Messenger RNA from Gymnodraco acuticeps, 1100 nucleotides. Its product is annotated as coenzyme Q-binding protein COQ10 homolog, mitochondrial. Gene Ontology annotation, biological process: ubiquinone biosynthetic process; cellular respiration. The coding region runs from base 86 to 793 and encodes 235 amino acids. Gene Ontology annotation, molecular function: ubiquinone binding. The record is from RefSeq and is a predicted model, not a curated record. Lineage: Eukaryota; Metazoa; Chordata; Actinopteri; Perciformes; Bathydraconidae. Gene Ontology annotation, cellular component: mitochondrion. The transcript is spliced from 5 exons.